GGACUGAGAGACCGAUACGAGACUCUGAGAUGUUGGAUCACCAACAAAUAAAUACAAGAAAUACAUUCAGUACGUAAAUCUCACGCAGGUUAAAACUCCACUUCAUCCUCGAAGAGUAUGUUGAAAGCUUUGAUUGGACUUUGCACCCUUCAUCUCACAACUAUCUUUUUACUUUUUUGGGCCACUAUUGAUGAUGCUUGGUGGUUUACAAGAACCCUGUACACAGACCUGUGGGGUAGAUGGGUGAUGGAGAGAAAUGAUGAUGUCUGGGUUUACAUGGAUAUACCAACAUCUUACCGAAAAGAUUACUUGCAGGCAGUGCAGGCCUUUGCAGUGUUGGCCUGCCUCUUUGCGGUCAUCUCCCUGUGUGUGUUCCUAGUUCAGCUCUUUACACUGGGGAAAGGAAAGAGGUUCACAAUCUCUGGAGUUCUGCAGCUUCUGUCAUGCUUCUGUAUUAUGGUGGCCUUGUCAGUCUACACGGAUCACUUCCACAGAGGAGAGAAGGAUGGCUGGUAUGGCUGGUCGUAUAUCAUGGCUUGGUUUGGCUGGCUGCUCACAUUAAUCAACGGUGCCAUCUACGUGAUCCUGCGCAAGAGGGUGGAUUAAAUCAGGAAACUAUGUAAAGUAAGAACAUGAAAGCUAGUCAGGGCGAGUUAGCAAGAGUGAUCAUGCUGAUAGAUUCUUGUGAUUUUCACCUGCUGUUAGUUUAAUUAUCUGUUUGGAAUAAGAAUUCCUUUUUGUGUAGUUCCAGACUAAAAAGAUUUUUAACAGAGAAUUUGAAUCGCCAGACAAAACAAAGACUAGUUCAGAGAAAAAUACUUCAAGCCAUGACGUGCUUGAGAUGUUCAUAUCAAAUCGUCAAAAAGUUUUAUAUAUAUAUAUAUAUAUAUAUAUAUAUAUAUACACACUGUACAAAUUAUGGGUCAUUGUACCCCAAACCCCAUGUGUUAUACUGUAUAAACUGAGCUUCUUUAGACUGGGAGAGUGAUUGAGAUGAAGGAAUUUAAUACAAAGUUUAUGAAAAAAGGGUGUAAAGAAAAUUCAUCAUAUUAUAUAUAGUCACAGGUGUGUAAAUAUAUAAUAUAAAGUCAGAAUAUAUAGACAGACGCUGUAAAAAUAUAGUUUUGAAAGUGAUAAAAGAAGGACUUCAAAAAAGUUUGAUCAGAUCAACUGAUUACUUGUAAUUUUGAUUAUUUUGUCUUGGCAUUUUACUUUUCUUUCGCUCUCUUUUGUGUAUUAUGGUUUCUUGUAUUUGCCAACAUAUCAGUGCACACUGCACAAGUCUGGGAUCACGACCAAUAGAAUUAUAAGACUCAUCUAUAUCCAUUUAUAGUCUGGUGCUGUAACAUUUUGUGUCUCAAUUAGUCAACGCAGUAUCUAUAGUCUAAGGUAUCUGAAUUCAUCAAACCAUACAGAAGAAAACGUAUGGUUUCCAGAUGGAUAAAGAACUCACCAUCUUUUAUGGGUGUGGUUCUGAAGAGAACUGAUGUUAUGAAAGCUUAUUAAAUGUUGCUGUAUUUUUAUGCACUAAAUCCUGGUUUUUGGAAGGAAAGAAGGAAUUACCAUUCAUAGUUGGUUUAAGUGGGAAAUGAUAAGGUUAGUAAAACCUAUGGGUGAAACAUUGAUGCUCACUGAUGUUCCAGGAAAGAGGUUCAAAGAGUACAAUUUGCUGUAAGUGAUUAGAUGAGUCAUAUGAGUGUGUCUGGGAUCACAAGUGUACAUUACGGUUUAUGAUAAGUCAUGUAGGAAAAGUUUGAUGUAAAAAAUGUAAAUAAAAGACGCGUCAAUAAAUCAC
Neoarius graeffei (lesser salmon catfish) is the source of this 1795-nucleotide messenger RNA. RefSeq names its product epithelial membrane protein 1 (gene emp1a). The transcript is spliced from 5 exons. Gene Ontology annotation, cellular component: plasma membrane. Bases 118 to 606 code for a protein of 162 amino acids. The record is from RefSeq and is a predicted model, not a curated record. Lineage: Eukaryota; Metazoa; Chordata; Actinopteri; Siluriformes; Ariidae.